AAUUACUAAUGUAUUAGUCUCAUAUUCGCCAGUGUCCAUAUCGUAAAUCGUAUCAAUCAUUCCGAUGUAGUGCUCGUUUUCGUACAACAAACAGCAGAAUUCAUAUAAUCAAGUAUCUGCUAACAUAAGAAGAGGAUACAAUGAACAGGGCGAGUUGGAUGAUUUCGUUUCAAUCUCUGAGGUCUCGAACACAUGCCGAACUCCAUCUCCGCUACGCCUAGUGAAAAAGGGCAAUGCGAAGCUGGGAUCGGACAGUGAGGGCCGAAGCGGAUGGGUAAAUAGCUAUCGCUUCGUAGGUCGUAGAGUUGAUCGCAACAUUGGCCGGUUAUAGGUAUGUGAUCAUGGCCAGAUGGUGUUCUAUAGAAGGGAUGGCUGAAGAUGGCUGAGGAAUCUUUAAGGUCCCGGUACAAGUACCUAAUUCUAUAUGUAUUUCGGGGCGUUGAGGCUGACACGCGGGCAACUGUGGAUCUUACCUAAAGUACCUACCCUGGAUCCAUUGUUGUGGCUAGGGCCAAUCACCUACCAGGCGCAAUAAGAUGGUGGAUCUCGCGUUAUGCAAGAAUUAGAACUACCUUAUCGAACCGAAAUAUCCACUAAAAUUCCGCUUAUCGCCCCUCUACUUUCUUUUUCUACCCAUUGUCUUUGUCGCGUGCUAUUUCUUUCCUCCCCAUCAUCGUAAAACUUCUGUCGGCAACAAUUGUGAAUUGUGUCGCCAUGAAGGUCACCAACCAAGGAGAUGUGUCGGUAUACACAAUAGCUGGUGCUAACACCGCGCGGCCUUUACCAGAUUGGCUUGCACGUCGCCGGAAACGCAGCUUGAAAUCGGACCCCGAGUAUCAAAACCGAAUUGAGCUACUUCAAGACUUUGAGUUUGAGGAAGCCAGCCAGUGUGUUAGAGUUUCGGAGGACAAUGAUUGGAUUAUGUCCACUGGAACGUACAAACCACAAUUCCAUGUUCACUACCUACCUCAUCUCUCCCUAUCAUAUGCGAGACAUACAAAGUCUCUUAAUACGACGUUCCUUCUACUCUCGAGCGAUUACACGAAAUCCCUACAUUUACAGAGCGACCGAAAACUUGAGUUCCAUACUCCUGCCGGCUGUCACUACGAGUUACGCCUACCUAGAUACGGAAGAGACCUCGUUUACGAUCGGCAUGCUACCGAAGCCUUGGUUCCCUCAGUCGGAUUAGAUCCCGAUGGUAAUGGUGAAGUCUUUCGAAUGAACCUUGAAGUUGGGAGAUUCAUGAAGUCAUAUCAGAUUGAUGUUGGAUCCGACGACGGCGUAGAAGGUGGCUUGCAGGGAAGCAUCGGCGUCGGCAGUGUCAAUACAGCAGCAGUUGCCGAGAACAGUCAUAACCUAUUAGCAUUUGGUACAUCUGUUGGCUCCGUUGAAUUCUGGGACUCGCGAUCCAAGUCGAGAGUUGCUAUCCUUGGCGGCCAGGAGGGUGAGAUAACAGCCCUCGACUUUAACCCGACGGGUCUUUCGUUAGCGACGGGCACAUCAAGUGGGCUUAUUAAACUUUUUGAUCUUCGUAGUCCAAAGCCGCUGUUACAAAAGGACCACGGUCCAGGAUUUCCGAUCAAAAGCCUUAUCCACAUGACUACGUCUUCUCAAGAGAAGAAAGUCCUAUCCGCCGAUAAACAGAUGAUCAAAAUCUGGGACGAGCUUGACGGCGAGACUUGGACUUCUGUUGAACCAUUAGUCGAUAUCAAUUUCGUCACAUGGUGCAAGAAUACAGGAAUGAUCCUUACGGCCAACGAGGGUAAACCUCUUCAUAGUUUCUUCAUCCCACAGUUGGGGUCUGCCCCGCGGUGGUGUUCGUUCCUCGAUAACAUGGUCGAAGAGAUGGCUGAGGAGGUCAGCACUGAUCAAUACGACAACUUCAAGUUCCUGACCUUGCCGGAAUUGAAAUCCCUAAGCCUCGCUCAUUUGAUUGGCAAAACGAACUUGCUACGCCCUUAUAUGCACGGUUACUUCGUCGCUUCGAAACUGUACGACCAAGCUCGGUUAAUCGCCAACCCUUACGCUAUGGAAGAGGAACGUGCAAAACGUAUUAAAGACAAGGUUGAAAAAGAGCGCGCUAGCCGAAUCCGUGGAAAUAAGAAAGUUAAGGUCAAUCAAAAACUGGUUGAUAAGUUGCUCAAACGACAGGAAAGGAGAGCACAUAUCGAUACGAAUGCCGGUGUUCUGGGAGAUGAACGAUUCACUCGUCUAUUUGAAGACGAAGAAUUCAAGAUUGAUGAAAACAGUCGCGAGUUCCAGGUCCUAAAUCCUAGCACAAAGGUCGAUCCGGAGACAGGUGUAAAAAGUACGGUCCCCGGUCCGAAGUUCUCGGACGAAAGCGAAGACCCCAGCAGCACUAGCGAGAGCGAUGAUGAAAUGUCUCUUAAAAGUACUACGCAGAAGGGAAUGGUUAUGCGAGUCAGUUCGUCUAAUCGGGAGAGUAGCCAUUUGUCAAAGGACGCCUCUCUAGGCUCGAGAGUUCAGAAGUCAGGCAGGAUCAACAAAACCAGAAAUGGCGACGUGGUUGGAGAGAGACAAGUCACAUUCGUACCGAAUUCCAGGAGGAAGAAGAACGAUGAAGCCCCGAAAGCUCAACCAAAAGAUAGACGAACUGACCCACGACGAAGUGCUAGUACUAAUGUCUUCAGGCGGCUUUGAUACCCAGCGAUAUACUAGCGAUAUUGAUACGAAUUUAAUAGGUAGUUGGCUCGCUUUCCUGGACUCCAUUCUCCAAUUACAAGUGAAACCAUUUAAAAUACCAUAACCGACUCGACGCCUAUGUCUUCUUCCAAGUAACCAUGACUUAUCCGAAAUAGUCCACACCGCGCGACUAUUUAUUUCCUCGUCCACUUCUUGCU
Daldinia decipiens is the source of this 2861-nucleotide messenger RNA. Its product is annotated as WD40 repeat-like protein. Gene Ontology annotation, molecular function: protein binding. The coding region runs from base 715 to 2661 and encodes 648 amino acids. The record is from RefSeq and is a predicted model, not a curated record. The transcript is spliced from 4 exons. Gene Ontology annotation, biological process: maturation of SSU-rRNA from tricistronic rRNA transcript (SSU-rRNA, 5.8S rRNA, LSU-rRNA). NCBI's taxonomy places the organism in Eukaryota, Fungi, Ascomycota, Sordariomycetes, Xylariales, Hypoxylaceae. Gene Ontology annotation, cellular component: small-subunit processome; nucleolus; nucleus.